GGCCCCCGCCCCCGGCCCCGGCCCCGCGGGGCCUCCCGCCCCCACCCAGGGGGCGUCGCCGCCGCCGUCGCCGCGGCGCUCCGCGGCCCGCAAGGCGCCCUCCUUCCCUCCCUCCCUCCCGCCGGCCGGGGUGCGCGGGCGGCGGGGCGGCCCGCGGGCCAUGCGUUCGGCGCGGCCCAGCCCGGCCGGCCGGGGGCGGCGCCCCGAGCCCGGGCCCCGCGCGGCCCGCGCCCCCGGCCCCCGCUGAGCCCCGGGGGCCCCGCUGCGGCCGAGGCCAUGUUCCCGGUGUUUCCUUGCACGCUGCUGGCCCCCCCCUUCCCCGUGCUGGGCCUGGACUCCCGGGGGGUGGGCGGCCUCAUGAACUCCUUCCCGCCACCUCAGGGUCACGCCCAGAACCCCCUGCAGGUCGGGGCUGAGCUCCAGUCCCGCUUCUUUGCCUCCCAGGGCUGCGCCCAGAGUCCAUUCCAGGCCGCGCCGGCGCCCCCGCCCACGCCCCAGGCCCCGGCGGCCGAGCCCCUCCAGGUGGACUUGCUCCCGGUGCUCGCCGCCGCCCAGGAGUCCGCCGCGGCUGCUGCGGCCGCUGCCGCCGCUGCUGCCGCCGUCGCUGCCGCGCCCCCGGCCCCUGCCGCCGCCUCCACGGUGGACACAGCGGCCCUGAAGCAGCCUCCGGCGCCCCCUCCGCCACCCCCGCCAGUGUCGGCGCCCGCGGCCGAGGCCGCGCCCCCCGCCUCCGCCGCCACUAUCGCCGCGGCGGCGGCGGCGGCGGCCACCGCCGUCGUAGCCCCAACCUCGACGGUCGCCGUGGCCCCGGUCGCGUCUGCCUUGGAGAAGAAGACAAAGAGCAAGGGGCCCUACAUCUGCGCUCUGUGCGCCAAGGAGUUCAAGAACGGCUACAAUCUCCGGAGGCACGAAGCCAUCCACACGGGAGCCAAGGCCGGUCGGGUCCCCUCGGGUGCUAUGAAGAUGCCCACCAUGGUGCCCCUGAGCCUCCUGAGCGUGCCCCAGCUGAGCGGAGCCGGCGGGGGAGGGGGAGAGGCGGGUGCCGGCGGCGGCGCUGCCGCAGUGGCCGCCGGUGGCGUGGUGACCACGACCGCCUCGGGGAAGCGCAUCCGGAAGAACCACGCCUGCGAGAUGUGUGGCAAGGCCUUUCGCGACGUCUACCACCUGAACCGACACAAGCUGUCGCACUCGGACGAGAAGCCCUACCAGUGCCCGGUGUGCCAGCAGCGCUUCAAGCGCAAGGACCGCAUGAGCUACCACGUGCGCUCACAUGACGGCGCUGUGCACAAGCCCUACAACUGCUCCCACUGUGGCAAGAGCUUCUCCCGGCCGGAUCACCUCAACAGUCACGUCAGACAAGUGCACUCAACAGAACGGCCCUUCAAAUGUGAGAAAUGUGAGGCAGCUUUCGCCACGAAGGAUCGGCUGCGGGCGCACACAGUACGACACGAGGAGAAAGUGCCAUGUCACGUGUGUGGCAAGAUGCUGAGCUCGGCUUAUAUUUCGGACCACAUGAAGGUGCACAGCCAGGGUCCUCACCAUGUCUGUGAGCUCUGCAACAAAGGUACUGGUGAGGUUUGUCCAAUGGCGGCGGCGGCGGCGGCAGCGGCGGCGGCGGCAGCGGCAGCAGUAGCAGCCCCUCCCACAGCUGUGGGCUCCCUCUCGGGGGCGGAGGGGGUGCCUGUGAGCUCUCAGCCACUUCCCUCCCAACCCUGGUGAGCUCCAAGUUGGUUGCGGGGGAGAGGGGAAAAUGGAGUAUAGAGUCCCUUGGUACAAGCUCCUCUCCCCCCUCUUUUCCCACCAACUCCUAUUUCCCCACCAACCAAGGAGCCUCCAGAAGGAAAGGAGAAAGAAAUGUUUUCUUAGGGGAAUUCGCUAGGUUUUAACGAUUUGUUUCUCCUGCUCCUCUCUUCUAUCAGACCUGACCCCACACAAACCUGUCCCCUCGGUUGUGUUGAAGUCCCCUGGACAGUGGGCAGGGGUGGCAGAGGACACGAGCAGCCACUGCCCGUACCCCCUCUCCUCUCUGUAAGCCCAUGCCCUGUCUUCCCAGGGACUUGUGAGCCUCUUCCCUCGACGGUCCUCUUCUCUCCUUCCAGUCCUCUCCCCCUGCUGUCUGCAGCCCCUCCCCGGGGAGUUGGUGCUUUCUUUUCCUUUUUUUUUUUUUUUUCCAGGGGGAGGGAGGAGAGGAAGGAGGGGGAUCAGAGCUGUCCCAAAGAGGGAAAGCGGUGAGGUUUGAGGAGGGGCAGAAGCAGGGCCGAUAAAGGUUGUACCUUCAUAAGGUGGUAUGGGGGUUUGGGGUCAGGCCCUGAACAUCGUCCUACUUGAGAAUUUGUCAGAGGAAAAAGUCAAGGGGAGCAGGAGGAAGAGCCAGGAGGGCCAGAGGCAGAGAAGAGAUGAAGUCUUAGGGGCCAGGGUGAGCGAGGGGUCCAGGGCCUAGAGGUGCUUCCUGGGGGCGGGGGAAUGCAGCCAGUGUCCCCCUCCCCUCUUCCACCCCAGCUCCAGCCCUGGUCUUGUCUUUUCAUCCCUCUUCCCCACGACAGAAGAAGUUGUGGCCCUGACCAUGUCAUCGUGUUCCUGUGUCCCCUGCAUGUACCCCACCCUCCACCCCUUCCUUUUGCGCGGACCCCAUUACAAUAAAUUUUAAAUAAAAUCCUGUUUCUGGCUCUGGAUUGAA
This is a messenger RNA of Gorilla gorilla gorilla (western lowland gorilla), 2677 nucleotides long. It is a transcript of the gene MAZ, whose product is annotated as MYC associated zinc finger protein. The transcript is spliced from 5 exons. NCBI's taxonomy places the organism in Eukaryota, Metazoa, Chordata, Mammalia, Primates, Hominidae. Gene Ontology annotation, biological process: regulation of transcription by RNA polymerase II. Gene Ontology annotation, cellular component: nucleus. The record is from RefSeq and is a predicted model, not a curated record. Bases 277 to 1719 code for a protein of 480 amino acids. Gene Ontology annotation, molecular function: DNA-binding transcription factor activity, RNA polymerase II-specific; RNA polymerase II cis-regulatory region sequence-specific DNA binding.